Messenger RNA from Centropristis striata (black sea bass), 3021 nucleotides. RefSeq names its product wingless-type MMTV integration site family, member 8b (gene wnt8b). The transcript is spliced from 6 exons. Lineage: Eukaryota; Metazoa; Chordata; Actinopteri; Perciformes; Serranidae. Gene Ontology annotation, cellular component: extracellular region. The coding region runs from base 1198 to 2280 and encodes 360 amino acids. Gene Ontology annotation, biological process: cell fate commitment; multicellular organism development; canonical Wnt signaling pathway. Gene Ontology annotation, molecular function: cytokine activity; frizzled binding. The record is from RefSeq and is a predicted model, not a curated record.
GGAAAGGGUCGUGAGGGGUCAGACGGGGUUAUUAGGGAAUAACCCUCCAUGCAGUGUUAGGUAGGGACCGUCUGGAUUAGUGAUGCAAAUGUCAUAUAUCUGAUCAAUGGCUGGGCCUUCACUUUGUCUCAAUCCACCUUUUAUUUUCAGUCACGGGGGAUCAUCACUUGGGGAAAUUCGCUUUUAAACUCGCCGGGCGCCGAAAUAAAUGAAAGUUAUGGCUUCAGAUGCUCAUAGAAAAUAAUAAUAAUAACAAUAACAACAAUAAGCCUAAUAAUAAUAGACCUAGUAAUAAUAAUAAUAAUAAUAAUAAUAAUAAUAAUAAUAAUAAUAAUAAUAAUAGGCUAAUAAUUGGAAUAUUGCUGGGAAACGCGCAGAGACAAAGUGAAUACCACAAAGCACUCAUUCGAAAUAACGAAAAUAUCGCGGGAUCAAAUUCUGCCACCAGAACUACGUAGAUCUGGGAAACCAGAACAUUUUUCUGACGACUAUACUAAGACAACGCGCAUGCAGCCACCUGCAGUUGACCCCUGUGUGGAAAUAAUUAUAUAUAUCCGCUUUUUGUAUCUAUAGUGAGGCAGUUUGACCCCGUUUGAAAUCAAAUGGUCAGAUGACACGUUUGUCGUGUUCCGUGUGAGUAAUAGUCCUUGUGUUUCAUAGUGAUAAACAUUGAUUCAAUCACAGCUUUUGUUAAACCUUGAAUUACUUCCUUUAGAACAAACAAUAUUUGUAGAGCUAUCAAACCGGCUAUCCAGAGGACUAUCUAGGACACUAAUCCGUGACAUUCAGCUGCGCGUUAGAUAGCUUAAAUAAACUUUUUUCUCUCACCAGAAAUUCAAGGGAUCAGUGUUACAAUUUUCCUAUAGGAUUAAACAGAUCUUCCUUUGCUGCUGAAUGGAGGUAGGGAACCUAGCGUUGCCCGGCCCUAAAGGCCCAGGGUGCCCUUUUGAUCAUUUCAGUCUCUCCUUGGUGCAAUACUUCUGAUUGGCCAGGAGAGUAAGAAGGGGGAAAAUCUUUAAUUAAGCAGAUAAUCUCUUGUUGGGACAAGAGGAGCUCCAUUUCAGAGCCCCCUCCCUGAAACCCUGGAAGCCCCUGGUGAAGUUUCAUGUGCUGGUAGCUCAGUUUCCUCUCCAUCGUUAGACUGUGUGCAGGCUUUGGACGGGCUCAGAGUCACCGUCACCCCCCUCACCUGUCAGGAUGUUCAUGCAUUUGGAGGUUUUCUAUUACAUUUUCAUUCUCCUGGCUCACAUGAGGUCCUAUUGCUGCUGGUCAGUGAAUAAUUUCUUGAUGACUGGACCCAAGGCGUACCUGAUCUACUCCAGCAGUGUGGCAGCAGGAGCUCAGAGUGGUAUAGAGGAGUGCAAAUACCAGUUUGCAUGGGACCGCUGGAACUGUCCCGAGAGAGCCCUGCAGCUGUCCACACACAGCAGCCUGCGUAGUGCAAAUCGGGAGACUGCGUUUGUUCAUGCCAUCAGCUCUGCCGGAGUUAUGUACACUUUAACCAGGAACUGCAGUCUCGGAGACUUUGACAAUUGUGGCUGUGAUGACAGCAGGAACGGACAACGAGGUGGUCAUGGUUGGCUCUGGGGUGGCUGCAGUGACAAUGUUGGAUUCGGCGAGGCCAUCUCCAAACAGUUUGUGGAUGCGUUGGAGACUGGGCAGGAUGCACGAGCAGCCAUGAAUCUCCACAAUAAUGAGGCUGGGCGCAAGGCUGUAAAGGGGACCAUGCAGAGGACAUGUAAGUGCCAUGGGGUGUCAGGAAGCUGCACCACUCAGACCUGCUGGCUGCAGCUGCCAGAAUUCAGGGAGGUGGGGAACUACUUGAAGGAGAAGUACCACAGGGCUCUGAAGGUGGAUCUUCUCCGGGGAGCGGGAAACAGCGCGGCCAGUCGGGGGGCCAUCGCCGAGACCUUUAGCUCCAUCUCUCGUAAGGAGCUGGUCCACCUGGAAGACUCCCCAGAUUACUGUCUGGAGAACCGCACCCUAGGGUUACCGGGCACAGAGGGCCGCGAGUGCCUCAAGAAGGGCAAGAACUUGAGCAAAUGGGAGAAACGGAGCUGCAAGAGGCUGUGCGGAGAGUGCGGGCUGGCUGUGGAGGAGCGCAAAGCUGAGAUGGUGUCGAGCUGUAAUUGUAAAUUCCACUGGUGCUGCGCAGUAAAGUGUGAGCAGUGCAGGAAGACAGUGACCAAGUACUUUUGUGUAAAGAAAGGAGGUCAGAGGGGAAGGAACGAGAGCGCUGGCAGCCGCCGGAAGAACCUCAGACUGAGGAAGAAGCACUGAGCGUCUUCAUCACUUCUGUCAUGAUAUUUGUACCACUGUAGCUCCUGUCUACACUCAAACUCCCUGUGCAUGUUCACAUAGUGUGUGUUUUGGACAAAAGCUUAGAAAAAAAAUACAAUUUCAGACCAUCUUCAUUGUCUUUUUGUAUUUAAAGUUAGACAGUGAGAUGUGCACAAAGCCAGGUGAUAGAGAGGUUUACAACUUUGUAGAUUUUUUUUGGUAUAAAUGUAUUUAAGAUAUAUUUUUAUACUUUUAAAACCAUUUUUUUUUUUUACAACAUUUUGAGAAGUGACUGGGCAUUUGAGGAGUAUUUCUCUGACUUCAAAAUUUUCUAAAACAUGAUUUAUUUAUUUUCUAUACAUAUACAUAAACCUUUGGGGAAAAUUAAACAAUGGCAUAAUUAGCUUUUAAAAAUCACAAUUUUCAAAAACCAGUCGGUUGUAUUCCCAUGAAUGAUGAAGACAAGUUCAUCUCACUAGACAACUAUCACUGCCAAGCGCUGAAUUAAUUUUGAAACAUUUAGAUAUUUUUGAAAACAGUCUUCUCUCCCAUUGUAGGCUUGCCCUGACCUUUGCUGCCCUCUUGAUGUAUUUAAUUGUAUAUAAAAUGAAGCACUUUUUACUGUACAUUGUUAAUUUAUUGCACAGCAUUUCCUAGUUUUGCAUUAUUGUUAGUUGCCUUUGUGAUUUGUUUUCUAUUCAAAUGUAAUGAAAGAAUAAUAAAUCCUUCAGUCUUAUAUAU